Messenger RNA from Paramecium tetraurelia, 771 nucleotides. RefSeq lists its product as uncharacterized. NCBI's taxonomy places the organism in Eukaryota, Ciliophora, Oligohymenophorea, Peniculida, Parameciidae. The transcript has 3 exons. The record is from RefSeq and is a predicted model, not a curated record.
AUGAUGUCGGGUAAGAGUCCAAUCAAUAGUAUGAGAGAGCUACUGGAUAUGAAACUGAAUUAAGUUCGUAAAAUAAACAGAUAGCAAGGUGAUAACAUUAAAUUGCUAAAGUCUCGACUAAAUCAUAUUCAACAUUAGGAUAUUAUUUGCUAAAAAAAUAUUUCUAGAACAAGUAAUGAAAUAUAAUCAAUUAUCUCCACAAAAUCUAGAGUAAAUGAAGACUAACUGAGGAAGUUAUUCCUAGAGGAGAUUAAAUAAAAGAAACUUGAGGAAUAUUCAUAAAGGGCCUAUAUAUCAAAAAUGGAGAGACUAAAAAGGAGUAAAAACGUUUAAAGCUGUAAUUUUUUGAGUAUAUAAAUAGAAAAAUAAUUAUAUUCUGAGGCUUAUUCUUUCUAAAAUAAGGAAUAUAAAACGAAUCUCUCUAUAGCAAAAUUAUAAACUUGGAAUGAAAUAUAUGGUACUAAUUUUAAAUCUCACAAACUAAUCCGAUAAGCUCAUCUAAAACAUCAAUAAGAUAAGAUUAUUUAAUUACAGCUGAAAUAAUAAGAAGGAUAAUAUAAUUAUAAGUAGAAGAUAAUCCAAGAGGCAUAGUAAUUUAAAGAAAGACAAUUGAGAAUCACAGAAUUGGAAGAAGCAGAAGAAUAAUAUCUUUUGAAACUAAAAGUAUCUCAGAGUAAAAAUCGAUCUAUGAGUGCUAAAAAAGAAGAGAUAAAGAGAGUUCCUGCUGAAAAAAUAUCAAUCAGCAAAAAUAAUCUCUUUAGAAUAAAUUGA